Molecule: messenger RNA, 1640 nt
Organism: Tarenaya hassleriana
Lineage: Eukaryota; Viridiplantae; Streptophyta; Magnoliopsida; Brassicales; Cleomaceae
Product: probable serine/threonine-protein kinase RLCKVII
Exons: 6
Coding region: 189-1466 (425 amino acids)
Biological process (GO): protein phosphorylation
Molecular function (GO): protein kinase activity; ATP binding
Source: RefSeq, a predicted model, not a curated record
CUCUCCGUCUUCUUUUUCUUUUUCUUUUCGACAACUCUUUCUUUCUCCUUUCUUCAGGAAAGAAAUUUAUCAUUUUCCUUCGAUUCUCAGUGUUGGGUUUGUUUGGGUAUUCUGAUAUUCUUUUUUUUUGCCAAAGAGGAAAAAAAGGGGACACCCAGAUUUUUUCCAUCAAUUUUUGUGAGAUCGUGAUGGGUUGUUUUGGAUGCUCUGGGAAACCGAGCAAACGAUCGGAGAGCAACAACAGGAACAAUAGCGGUACGAGCAAGAACAGGAACACAGUCGGUGGUAACAAUAUCGGUAAAAUCGAAAAGCGUGACGAUCAGACACAACCCAGUUCAGAUUCGACUAAAGUCAGUCCAUAUCGAGAUGUGAAAGAAGGAGAAGCUGAGGAGGAUCAAUUGGCUUUGGACGUGAAGGGUUUGAAUUUAAGAGAUGAAGUUACAGAGAAUGGGAACAGCAAUGUUAAAAAGGCGCAGACUUUUACCUUUGAAGAACUCGCUUCUGCUACGGGAAACUUCAGGUCUGAUUGCUUCUUGGGCGAAGGAGGUUUCGGUAAAGUUUACAAGGGUUUCCUCGAGAAAAUUAAUCAGGUUGUUGCUAUCAAGCAACUUGACCGGAAUGGGCUUCAAGGAAUCAGGGAAUUCGUGGUUGAAGUGUUGACAUUAAGUCUGGCUGACCACCCGAAUCUCGUGAAGCUAAUCGGGUUUUGUGCUGAGGGUGAUCAAAGACUAUUGGUUUACGAGUACAUGCCUUUGGGAUCUCUGGAAAAUCAUCUGCAUGAUCUCCCUCCUGGUCGAAGCCCACUUGAUUGGAACAUCCGCAUGAAAAUAGCGGCCGGGGCAGCGAGGGGCUUAGAAUAUUUGCAUGACAGAAUGCAGCCUCCUGUCAUAUACCGCGAUCUGAAAUGUUCAAACAUCUUGCUCAGUGAUGGCUACCAUCCAAAGCUGUCUGACUUUGGCUUGGCCAAAGUGGGUCCAAGCGGUGAUAAAACUCAUGUUUCCACAAGGGUUAUGGGGACAUAUGGGUACUGUGCCCCGGAUUAUGCAAUGACGGGCCAACUCACGUUUAAAUCGGAUAUAUACAGUUUUGGAGUUGUCCUUUUAGAGCUCAUCACCGGAAGGAAAGCAAUUGAUAAUACGAGAGAGCGUAAAGAGCAGAAUCUGGUUGGAUGGGCACGGCCUUUGUUCAAAGACAGGAGGAACUUCCCAAAAAUGGUGGAUCCGUUACUACGGGGGCAAUACCCGGUGAGAGGACUGUACCAAGCCCUAGCAAUUGCAGCAAUGUGCGUGCAAGAGCAGCCUAACAUGAGACCGGUGAUAUCAGAUGUAGUCAUGGCACUGAACUACUUGGCUUCUCAGAAAUACGACCCUCACAGCCACAGCUCGAGGAGAACCUUGUCUUCUCAGGACACUGACACCGACAGAGACGAGAAAGACAGAACCAAGCAUGGAGUUUCUUCUUCCUAGGAACUACAGAAAAGAUGAAUCGCCGUUAGCUUUUUCUUCUUUCCGCCAUCUCUCUCCCAUGGAUGUACAUUUGAGUCGGGUUCUUUGUAUGUAGAAUGCUUCUCGUCUGUAGAAAACCAUUUUGUCUCGGGGCAUAUAUAUAUAUAUAACAGAUGUACAUAUACGUUUUCAUUA